Molecule: messenger RNA, 1059 nt
Organism: Aspergillus saccharolyticus JOP 1030-1
Lineage: Eukaryota; Fungi; Ascomycota; Eurotiomycetes; Eurotiales; Aspergillaceae
Product: alpha/beta hydrolase
Exons: 2
Coding region: 1-1059 (352 amino acids)
Molecular function (GO): hydrolase activity
Source: RefSeq, a predicted model, not a curated record
AUGGGUGAUUAUUCAACGCCAGAGAGCGUUCGAGCGCUCAGCAUUCCCGAUCCAGAACUAGUUAGCUUCCUCCAAGACAAUGCACCGGCGAAAAUUGAUUUCACUGCUGAUAGGCAUUUGUUGAGGGGUAAACGAAGUUUUGCGGAGAAAGAGAGAGCGGAUGCAACGCCAACCUAUGGCACUCAUGAAUUCACUAAGGCGCUCGAAAUGCGCGAUGGUUAUCAGAGUGAGGCCCGGUUUACACAGCCAGCCGAGAGUACACCUGCUGGUCGUCCUCUCAUUAUCUUGGUUUACGGCGGUGGUUGGUUGUUGGGUUCCAACUACCAAUUGAUCCCUUUCGCAAGGCCUUUAGCUCAUUUUUACAAAGCGACUGUGGUGACUGUCUCUUAUCGCUUGGGACCCGAGUACAAGUUUCCCAUUGCUACUCAAGACAUCUACGACAGCAUUAAAUGGCUUGCUCUGAAUGCGGCAUCAUUUGGUGCAAAUCCAGACACAGGCUUUAUAGUUGGUGGCGUCUCCGCAGGGGCUACGAUGACCGCGGUUGUGGCCCAAAUGCUUGCGGAAGAAAAGUUUUCGCCACCUUUGACCGGACAAUGGCUGAGCGUGCCGAAUUUGUUUUGCUCAGAGAAUGUGCCUGAAAGGUACCGGCAUCUGUGGCUUUCACGUCGCCAAAAUACCGAUGCGCCAGGGCUGACGACGAACGAUCUGGAGAUUCUUGACCGAAGCUAUGAGCCCGACCUUCUCUCUCCUGCUUGGUCUCCAGUCAACUCUGGGCCUCCGGCUAAGAGUCUUCCUCCAGCAUAUAUUCAGGUUGCUGGUUGCGAUCCUUUACGGGACGACGGCAUUAUCUGGGAAAGUAUGCUUAGGGAGAGUGGGAUUAAGACUAAGUUGGACGUGUAUCCAGGAGUGCCUCACGUUCAUUUUGCGUCUUAUCCCAACUUGAAACUGUCUCGAAAGUCUAAUCUAGACACCCUUGCAGGCAUUGGCUGGCUUCUGGGUGAAAUACUCGAAAGAGAAAAAAUCGAUGACGAAUUGAAAUCGGCACCAGGAGGUGGCUAG